This is a messenger RNA of Aspergillus campestris IBT 28561, 1404 nucleotides long. Its product is annotated as gluconokinase. Lineage: Eukaryota; Fungi; Ascomycota; Eurotiomycetes; Eurotiales; Aspergillaceae. The transcript has 2 exons. The record is from RefSeq and is a predicted model, not a curated record. Gene Ontology annotation, cellular component: cytoplasm. Gene Ontology annotation, molecular function: gluconokinase activity. Bases 353 to 1024 code for a protein of 223 amino acids.
CCCAACUUCCAUACUUCCAUACUUCUUCUUCUCCCUUCCAUCCUGCCAGCUAUAACAACCCCACUUCAUUUCCUGUAUUAACCCGCCAUCGCACCCCAUCGUGCCCAACCACGGCUGAACUGUAUACCACUGGACCACCGAUUGGUCGAACCAUACAAUCUUUCUUUCCUUCCCCUUUCCCAAACAACGAAUCGCUCCGUCCCCUCCGCAAGCGUCAUAGACUUCUUUCCUCCCUUCCAUCCUUCUGGCGCUUUUCCUUCCUAGGCAUCUUCCCAAACUUGAAUCUACUACGGUCGUCUCCCGAAGAACGCAACAUCUAUUGCUCGAUUAUCACCUCACCGUUCGUUCCACCAUGUUGUCCGCCGGGGAACGCAUCCAGCCGCCUCGCAGUAAUGCCGCGGCAGUCACAGGCGCCUUGAAUCAGUCGUCUGCCUCCAUGCUCGGAUUGGCCGCGCACAGGGCUCCCACGCAGCACAUCUGGGUCGUCACCGGCCCAGCCGGCUGUGGGAAGAGCACCGUCGGAAAGGGAAUCCAUCAGGAUCUAGGGAUACCGUUCUUAGAGGGUGACGAUUUCCACACCAAAUCCAACAAAGAAAAAAUGAGCUCCGGCACGCCCCUCACAGACGCCGACAGAUGGGACUGGCUCAUCUCGCUCCGCCAAGCAGCCAUCGACGCGCUGUCCCCCUCCGAAUCCAACAACUUCCACCCGCCCGCCGGCGUCGUCGUCGCCUGCUCCGCCCUCAAGCGCAAAUACCGCGACGUCAUGCGCGUCGCCGCCUACGGCGCCCCCAACGUCCAGAUCCACUUCGUGUACCUGCGUCUCGACGAGGAUGCCCUCUUCCGCCGGGUGACCCAGCGCCAGGCCCACUACAUGAAGAGCAGUAUGGUGCAGUCGCAGCUGAAUGAUCUGGAGGAGCCCGAGGGCGAGUGGGAUGCGAUGACCGUUGAUGCGGAUGUUGCGCCGGAGGUGGUGAAGGAGGAGGUGAGGAGCUUGGUGAGGGGGAAGGUGGCGGAGUUUGAGUGACCUUCCUUUCCUCUUCUUCCUCUUCCGCUUCCUCUUUUGUUGUUUUUGUCUUUCUUCGCUUGAUAUCUUGGUCGUGCUUUUUUGGUCUUUGGUCUUUGGUCUUUUGUUUGGAAUUUGGCUUUUUUCUACGGAAUGGGACGAUGGACGGAUGGAUUUGGUUCGGGCGUUUUCAUGGAGUUUUCAGUCACAGCUAGACCCCUGCUGCUGCUGGAUUCGUAUUCCGAUUGUUAUGUCGAUUGAUUGGGCUUGCGCAUGCGUUCAGGCGUUCUAUUCUAGCUUUAUCACGGACUUGCUGGUUCAUUUCAUACAAUCUUUCACACACUAUGACUUCCAUGACAUUAGCUUGAUCUCUAUCCUAUAAUUACGGUCUAAAUGACGUC